Molecule: messenger RNA, 4620 nt
Organism: Fomitopsis serialis
Lineage: Eukaryota; Fungi; Basidiomycota; Agaricomycetes; Polyporales; Fomitopsidaceae
Exons: 4
Coding region: 1-4620 (1539 amino acids)
Biological process (GO): regulation of transcription by RNA polymerase II
Cellular component (GO): mediator complex
Molecular function (GO): transcription coregulator activity
Source: RefSeq, a predicted model, not a curated record
AUGUCCGGCAUGCCUGAAUCCUGCACGUCCCUGCCUGAGCCCCUCUCCUGCUCACCUGUACCACGCCAAGCGCUUCGCCUCCCAUUUCACUAUUUCCUGAACGCAGUCCGCGACAGACUGAUAGAUGACAUCACCGAGGCGUCCAAGCAUGGUCGGAGUCACAGACUGGCGACACGGUACAAAGAUGGCUUCCUCCUCGGUCCAUCCCCAGCAUCGUCCGAAUGGAGCGUAGGCUGGGAACAUCCCACACCCACGCGACCGCUGAUCUACAGCUCCUUGGAGGUCCAACUGUGCUACUCCUCCUCUCGGGCACAGCUGAUCAUACACCCCGUACUCAGGCCGACGUUCUACCUCCCGCUCAUCAAGACAUCACCGCUUCCGCACGGGGCGCCGAUACUCUUGCUCCCUUACGGCGUUCCCGCGUACUACCUCAACACGUAUACUGGCCCUACGUCCGCGCUUACGGGCCAGUUCCAGGAGGCCUUGAUGGGUCUGGGUGCAGGCGACUGGAAAGGCGACGUGUCUCCCUCGGUCCCUCGCGAUAGCACAGGCUCUACGACGGGGAAAGAGGGACCCACAUACAUGAUCGCUUGGCUCUCUGUGCAGAACAAGCAAGGCGAAGACAAGGGCAUGCCGAUCAUCUGGCCAGUGCGACUCUGCCUCUCGUAUCAUCCCACUUCCCCUUCUCUACACGCCCGGACACCCUUGCCAUACAUUCCGGAGCUGCCCAAUCAAUUGCAAGCAUCCCCUCCGCCUCCUGUUCCAGCCGUACCUGCAGCGUUCGCAAAUCGGAAAGCAGAAACCUUGUCCACACGCAACAGCAGUCGGGACGUAACUCCAUCUCAAGGAGCACAGGGACCCCCCGAACAGGGUCUGCCGCCGGCUACGAUCUCUCGGCGGCCCGCGGUGCAGAGAUCGCCAGCGACGGUUGACUCCUCGCGGGCGUUUCGAGGGAUGACGCUCCUGUCGACUCCCUCCACACGCUCGUUGCAAACGGUCGUCAGUGAGGUCAGCGGAUACGUGGACAUUGUCGCCAAGGAGAGGGAGCGUGAACGCGAAAGAAUGAAACGGGAAAAGGAGAACGCCAGCAUUCGAGCUCGCACGAGCAGCUUCAGCGGGAUGCCAGUUGCCUCAAGCCCUCCACAACCUGAAACGGUGACCCCUCAGCGCCCUUUACCUGCCGCUGAGACUCAGCAGGCCGUAGAGCCCGUGCCAGACAUCGACCCUGUGCCCACUGCUGAGGAAUCGCCGAUGGACCAGGAUGCAGAGCCUCUGUUCCCUUCUUCCCAGGAGUCGUCCACCGAUUCACUGUUCUCUCCGGCUGAAGAAGGGAGCCCGCCGCCAACAGGCGAUGUUCCGUCUGCCGCUGAGGUGCCAAUGGACACGGGGCCCGAGAACGUAGUCCCACACCCUACUCAGCCGGAGUCCUCUGUAGAUAUGCCGCAAGACGGUCUCGCUGCGUUCGACCCCUUCGCCGGUUUCGGAGAUGGCAUGAACAGCUGGGCAGGUCCGUCGUCUAAUGACUUCAUGGGCGUCGACAUGGCUCUUGGCAUGGAUUUCACCGUAGGCAUGGGGGCAUUUGGUAACUCGCGUUCCGGGGCGGGUGUCGUAGGCGACUUUGACAUGGAUGAUGGCAUGGGGGUCUUCACCGACGACGAUUUCAGUUUCUUCGACGCGCCUUCAGUCCAGAGCCGCGUUACAGCCCCUGUGAUAGCGGCGAGCGUCGAGAACGUCAUCAAAGCCGGAGAAGGCCUGACGCCAACAGCGGGUCCUGCCCCUCUUGGGUUUUCGCCCCAGCGUGUCGGCGAUGGCAUGAGCGCAUCUGGUCCUGGACCGCCCUCCGCCGUAUUCACCAAUCGGUCCCCUUGGCCCCAAGGUCUCGUCACCGAGGGCCUCACUCCCCACCUGUUCGGCAACGCGGGCGACAUUAUCUCUCCUGCUCCGGAGUUGAUUCCUCCUUCACCCACAAGAAGCGCGUCGACGCAAUCCGCUCCGGCGACACCUCGCGUUCAUAUCUCUGAUGCCCCGGAAGGCCCCAUAUCGCUGAAGGGCCGAUAUUUAGGUAUCGGCCCUAGCAUCUUCGAACCGAUUCCUUUUGCACACGGGCAUCGCAUUGCCGACAGCAAGUAUGCCUUUGGUAAAUUUGCGCUGCCCAGCCCAUCGGAUACCGAGGACGGUGUCGAAAGCAUGCACUUCAUGCCGGCGAGUAGCGGUUGGAUGUUGAAGUACAGCGCUGCCACGGAUCCUAGGAUCGGCGUGAUAAAGAAACUCACCGAGUUCAAGCGCAAGGGACACGACCAGGACCGGCCGAACACUACGCCCGCUUGGAUGCGCGAGCAUGAAGAAUGGGAGGGAAGCGUACCGUCUCCUGUCAAUGAUGAUGAGGCGAGGUCGGAUAGCGAAUCUGAGGACGAGGACGUAUUGGCAGACGAUGAAGAUCCAGCUUCGACAAUGCGACCGUCUACGCCCCCACCGUCUUACCUACCACUUGGCCCUACGUUAUUGCAGACACGUUUUCAUCAUGGUAGGUUGCUUCCACUGAGCGGCCCUCUGAGGCCUCCAGGAUCCGCUGUCAGCAGCACGACUGGUGGUCCAGGCCCUGUAUCGGCACCUACACCUGUCUCGCCCGCUGCUGUACUGGGUGCGACGUCUGAGAAGUCUAAGUCACUGGAGGCGGCGGUACAGAUUCUCGUCAAAGAGAUUGUCGAGAACAACGUCUGGGCAGAAGCGUGGCGCGCCAAUGCGGCGGCCGCGUCGAUGUCAUUAAAACCUUCGUACGAGGUGUGGCAGACGGAUGUCCGAAGGGUAGGCCGACUCCUAGAGAGCAUCAAGACCGCUCAGUCUCCCGUGGCUCUUCAGCAGUAUUGCACUCCAGUUGUACAGGACGAUUCAGGCUUUGCUGUAUCGUUGCAUUCUCUGGAGCCUCCGAUGUUAACAAUCGGGAAAUCCGAUUCGUUGAUUCAGGUCUUGCCGACCGCUUUGCGCUUCUGGGAGAAGAUAGGGCUGGGUCCGAGAGCAGGCAGGAAGGAUGUGACGGCCUUUGUAUUCUUCGAGGGUUCUGGCGAGAGAAAGGAAGCCGAAACCAGCCAGUGGCUGGACAAGAUUUCCGCGACCUACUCUGCGAAGAGUUACGGGACACACAUUGCAGGUAUGGCACCGAUGUGCAGCAGAGCAGGCCUCGCCCCUGUCCAGUUCGACUCGCUGAAGAAGACGCUAGUCAAGUUUGUGUCCGGUCUCGCAGCCUCAACAACGACAGCAUACGUGUUCUACAUCGUCGCGCCUUCUUCGGUCGUUGCAUUGGACUCUCCUCUCUUACGCCAACUCUUCUCGGCAGUCAAACGUUGCACGAAAACGUAUCCGGACUUCAGGAUUCUAUACCAUUUCGUUCCGGAAGCUUUCCCAGCUGGAGCUCUGUCUGAUCCCCGAUACAAUCACGACGGACUCGAGCCAUUCGUUGCAGCUGUAUAUGACAGGUUGCUACAGCCUGUUGAACGCUCUGUGUCUCAGCAGCUAGCCGUGCACACGGGAUCGACGCGGGCGUAUUUCCAAGCACCUGCCUUCAGUCUGGCCUGUGCUCUACCUGGUAGGAAACCCGCGCUAGCGCAACACGAUCCGGCCACCAUUACCUUCACUCUCGAAACACGCCCCGGUUCCUUGGACUUGGUCAAUCGUCAUAUGUUGUACCAUAUAGGGUAUCUGGUCACGCCUUGCAGGCGAUGGCUGCUCGCAGCUGGCGUGGAUGAGCGGGGGGACUCGCAUGAACUUGGGGCUUGGCUCCUACCGGACGAGUCAGUCGAUGCAUUCAUCGUCAAACAGGUCUGGUCCUUUGCGAGGACGUGCACUGCGCGGGCGAAUGUGGAGUGGAGGCUCACUGUAGCCAAGCUGGGACCGAUGGGCGGUAUGGAAUUGAAUGCAUGGAUACAUCACCUCGACAGCGCUGUUGUGAGCGGCGUCGAAGCGCCUCCCAUGCGCGUGACGCUGCUCACCGUGGAGCACCAAAGAUCCUUGACCUUCCUCGCCCCGGCCGAUGGCCAGCGCCCCUCUUCUUCACACCACCCCUCUUCCAUUAGGUCGCCUCCUCGCGGGUCCUCCGGACAUGUCUUCGCAGACACAAUGUCAGCAACCUACGCGCUCUUCCCGCCCCCGUGUGCGAGCUGUGUUCCCGCGCUGAGUCUCGACCAGAUGAGCAGCAUCUACCCUGGCUCCCUCGACUUGCCGCAUAUACAAGACACGGAGGAUGAGGGGCCGCCUGCGUACGACCAGUCUGCAGUACGGGGCCUCGCGCGGAGCAUGCUGAUCAACGUCCCUGCCGGCACGGAUUAUACGUCCAUUGGCAGCGUCGAGAUCACCCAGCUGCACAGCGUCUGCUCUAGGACUUCGACUAGCCAACUGCGGCGUGCUGCAGACGAUGAUGCCAUGGUUGUCGACGACGGCCCGGGGGCCGCGAACGGGGGCUCGGAGGACGCGCGGAUGUUGCGCGACGUGACGCAUAACUAUCAUGCGCUUGCUGUGUUGGCGCAGGCGCGGUGGCAGCCUCGCGAUCAGGCGGGUCUGCCGCUGCAUUUGGCUGCGCUGGAAUCGAUGAAAAUGGCCCUCACAGGAGGUCCUGCGGAUGUAUGA